Messenger RNA from Suillus discolor, 582 nucleotides. RefSeq lists its product as uncharacterized. NCBI's taxonomy places the organism in Eukaryota, Fungi, Basidiomycota, Agaricomycetes, Boletales, Suillaceae. The annotation marks the transcript as partial. The transcript has 3 exons. The record is from RefSeq and is a predicted model, not a curated record.
UUUGACCUUCCUGCGAAGUACUUUGCCAAUCCUAGUUUCGACAGAGCCGGCGUUGUCGAAAUUCAAAAGAUGCUUGGAGUGUCUGGCAAGAUGCAGGCUUAUAAAAUCUUUCCGCCUCUUUUGUUCCCAGGUCUGCAAGAAGACACCACCCUCAAGACUGUUUUCGGCAACUGGAUACUUUUCGCCAAGGUGCGCUAUCAUUCACUGCUCAGCCUUGUGGCGGAUCAAAGGACUAAUGCUCGGAAGUGGAACUUUCAACAAGUCACUCCAGGAUCUAUCGCAUGGGCGGCAGUUAUCGUACAUCGUGCAAUAUUUCUGCUCUCACCCGACUCCGAAUUUCCCGGUUCGGGAGUGGGGAAAUCAUCGACCAUCAGUUACAAAGACCUGUUCUUUCAAUAUAAGAAGAUGCUCAUUACAAAGUGGGACACCAGGCGCAUCAAGAAUAUUAUGGUCAGUAUCAACAACCACAUUUUUGGCACCGCAAAGUUGUCCACCCUCAAUCCCGCUGGUGGCGAAGACUUUUCGGAUGAAAUCAAUCGCGCUAUGCUCGCACUCGACAUGUCAUCAGACAGUGAAGCAGAU